GCUCAGAUAAAGAGAGAAAAAUCGAUCUAACAAAAAGAAAAAGGGUGAACCUCAGAAUUCACUCAGGCAGUGACUCACACUUGAAACCCUAGGAUUAACAGUCCUCAUCUGAUCCGGAGAAAACUAUGGCUGACGAGAAAGUGAUCGCGUCGCCGGAAAAUGGUCCUGCUGUAGCUGCUGCCACUGUCACCUCCGACUCCACCGCCGCAGACGGCCACAAGAGGAAGCUUGGUGAUUUGGAGCUUAGCAACGUGACAGAGCCAGUCUCGGAGUCCGAGAACAACGCGAACCCUGACACGCUGAAUAAUGAGGUGCAGGAGGAAGAGGAGAAUGGGGAAGCAGAUGAAUCCGAGUCUAAACGACCCCGUUUGGAGAGUAAUGGAGACAAUGUCACCGGGGCCGAGGCAGAGGGUCUAGUGUCACGUAAUGGACACCAAGAGGAGGAGAAGAAAGAUGAGCCUGAGAAGGAUGAAAUUGAACCUGUGCAGCCAGAGUCUGCUGAUGCUAAUGUUGAACAUGUGGAGAAUCAAGAACCUCAUAAAGAACCUAUUGAUCAAGAACCUCCUGAAACUCUUGAGACAGUUACUCAAGAACCAACUUCUCAUGAGAAUGAGAAAACUGAGCUCAGCAGUUUGGAUGAACUAGGACAACCAAAUGCAGAAAAUGAUGAACCUUCUGAACUUCCUAGAGAGGGGGAUGUCCCCGUUUACUCUGCUGAAAGGCAGUCUGGCUCGGGCAGGCAAAUACUGUCUCGCAAGAUGGAAGUUCCAAAUGACAAGGUUGGGGUCCUCAUUGGAAAAGCAGGGGAAACUAUUCGUUCCCUGCAGGACAAUUCAGGUGCCAAAAUUCAGAUUAUGAGGGAUGCUGAUGCAGAUCCACGGUCUACCACAAGACCUGUGGAAGUAGUUGGAACAUUAGAAGAUAUAAACAAGGCUGAGAAGUUGAUAAAGGAUGUAAUUGCUGAGGCUAAUGCUGGAGGGUCGCCUUCUCUUGUUGCUCGUGGAUUCAACACUGCGCAGGCUGCCAGCGGUGGUGAACAAGUUGAAAUUCAAGUACCAAUUGAAAAGGUUGGUUUAAUCAUUGGGAAGGGUGGAGAAACAAUUAGGAACUUGCAGACUAGAUCAGGGGCACGUAUUCAGUUGUUACAACAAAACCUUUCUGAUGGAGAACAACCUAAGGAAAGGACUGUCCGCUUCAGUGGAAAUAAGUGGCAGAUUGAUACUGCUAGGGAAAUGAUCAAAGAUGUUAUGAAUCAGACCAUGAGGUCUUCACCUCUAUCUGGUGGAUACAGCCAGCAGGGUCGUCCUCCACGUGGGCCCGCUGCUCCACAAUGGGGACCUCGUGGUUCGCAUCAUGCACAAUACUCUGGUUAUGAUUAUCCACAGAGAGGGACAUAUCCUUCUCAAAACUCCCAGUAUCCACCUUCAUCUUACGGUAAUUAUCCUCCGCAACAGCCUCCCAGGAGCAACUUUGGUCCACCAAGUUGGGAGCAAAGGCCACCAGCAUCAAUGCAUGGACCCUCACCCCAGGGCAAUUACAACUACGGGCAGCAGGCGGGCCCAGAAUACGGACAUCCAUCUUCAUACUCUCAGGCACCUCCUCCCCAACCAUACAGCCAUGGAUACAACGAGGCUAAAUACGGGAACCAACAGCAUUAUGGGCCUCAACCAACACCAUAUGACCAACACAGUAAGCCACCAAUGUACAACAUGCAGCAGCCACCACAAGUCCCUCAUUCUCAACCCUACAGGCCCAACCAGCCUGUGGAAGCCCCUUAUCAAGGUGCCCCGUCAUCAGCCCAACCAUACGGUCAGAACAUGCCACCUCAGCAACCUUAUCCUUACCCAUCCACGCAACAGAGUUAUCCUCCUCCUUACGGCUCUGCACCACCCAGCGAAGGAUAUGGCCACCCACCCGCCAUGGCGCAAUCCGGGUCCGGAUACGGGCAGCCCAUCGCAUACGGUCAAGCCGGGCCUCAGCAGCAGCAGCCACCGCCCGCUGCAUAUUCUCAGGCGGGCCCAACCGGAGGCUACGGCUCGUACCCGGUGCCUCAGCCUGGCGGUUAUUCCGAGCAACCAGCUGCUGUGGCUGCCGGUUAUGGGUAUCAUCAGGUGCAGCCGGACCCAGCUACAUAUGGCGCACCCCAGGGUCCAGCUGCUGGUUAUGCUGUGGGCCAGGCAGGCGGCUAUGCCCAGCCAGCCCAGGCCCAGGCCCAGGCCCAGACUGGGUAUGAUCAGUCGGGUGGAUAUGCAAAUGUGCCGGCCCAGGCACCGGCAGGCGUUUCGCCACAGGCUGGGUAUGCACAGCAGUAUGAUGCUAGCCAGAUUUAUGGUCGUUAAGAGGUGUGGUCUCUGAGGAGAUGAUAUUAUGGGCUGAGAUAAAGUGGGCUGCUAUUUUGAGUAGCAUACAGUAUGUUUUCUUUUUUGUGACCAUCAUUUUCCCGGACUGUAGAGACCUUGGAAAAUGUUUUUACUUCUUAGAGAUCGAAUUUUGAUAUUUUGGCUUGUUAUUUAGUUAGAACUUGUAAUUGAAGGUCUUUCUGAGUACUUCCAUCUGUCCACGGCGUGCACCUGGAGGACCUGUGAGACCAGGGCAAAUGGCUGAUUGUAUCAAUCACUUCAACUUGAACUUUCAUUUAAUUACAAUUCUCUCUCUCUCUCUCUCUAUCUC
Molecule: messenger RNA, 2670 nt
Organism: Striga asiatica
Lineage: Eukaryota; Viridiplantae; Streptophyta; Magnoliopsida; Lamiales; Orobanchaceae
Source: the annotation of a GenBank genome assembly